Messenger RNA from Equus quagga, 6646 nucleotides. RefSeq names its product treacle ribosome biogenesis factor 1 (gene TCOF1). Lineage: Eukaryota; Metazoa; Chordata; Mammalia; Perissodactyla; Equidae. Bases 46 to 4782 code for a protein of 1578 amino acids. Gene Ontology annotation, molecular function: protein binding. The record is from RefSeq and is a predicted model, not a curated record. The transcript is spliced from 29 exons.
CUGAGGGGGGCGUGCAGGUGAGGUAACCGGCUGAGGGUCGCCGGCAUGGCCGAGGCUAGGAAGCGGCGGGAGCUGCUUCCCUUGAUCUACCAGCACCUGCUGCAGGCGGGCUACGUGCGCGCGGCGCGGGAGGUGAAGGAGCAGAGCGGCCAGAAAAGUUUCCCGACUCAGCCUGUAACCCUUCUGGACAUCUAUACGCACUGGCAGCAAACCUCAGAGGUUGGCCGGAAGCGGAAGGCAGAGGAAGAUGCGGCACUGCAGGCCAAGAAGACCCGUGUGUCAGACCCCAUUAGCAGCUCGGAGAGCUCAGAAGAGGAGGAGGAGGAGGAGGAGGCGGAAGCUGAAACCUCCAAAGCCACCCCAAGACUAGCAUCUACCAACUCCUCAGUGGUGGGGGCAGUUUUGCCUGCAAGCAUGAAAGAAAAGGCCACGGCAAAGACCGCGAAAGCCAGCAAGACGGUGAACUCCACGCUACGCCCUGCCUCCGGGAAGGCAGUGGCCCACCUCUCUGGAAUGGCAUCGGCAGGCCGGGCUGACAGUUCCAGUGAGGACACCUCCACCUCGAGUGAUGAAACAUACGUGGAGGUGAAACCCUCAGUAAAACCACCCCAGGUCAAAGCCUCGCCAGCCCCUGCCAAAGAGUCUGCAGGGAGAAGGGCAGCCCCAACCCCUGGGAGGGCAGGAGCUGUGACACCCCAAGUCAGGGGAGGUGCCGUGACCCCAGCUGGCAGGGCCAAGAAGCCAGAAGAGGACUCAGAGAGCAGCGAGGAGGAAUCUGAGAGUGAGGAGGGAGCCCCUGAGGGGACCCCCAGCCAGGGGAAGGCCGCAGAGAAAUCUGUCUGGGUCAAAGCUGCCUCAGGUUCCGCCGAGGGGACCCCUGGGAAAGGAGCCAUCCCAGCACUCACUGGGAAGACAGGACCUGCAGCUGCCCAGGCCAAGGCAGGGAGGCCAGAGGAGGACUCGGAGAGCAGCAGCGAGGAGUCGGACAGUGAGGAAGAGACUCCAGCUGCCAAGACCCCGCUCCAGCCCUCAGGGAAGACCCCCCAGGUCAAAGCUGCCUCAGUCCCCACCAAGGAGUCCCCUAGGAAAGGGACCACCCCAGCACCCCCUGGCAAGGCAGGGCCUGUGGCUGCUCAGGCCAAGGCGGGGAGGCCAGAGGAGGACUCAGAGAGCAGCAGCGGGGAGUCGGACAGUGACGGGGAGGCGCCAGCAGCCAGGCCUCUAACCUCCAGCUCAGCUCAGGCAAAGCCUUUGGGGAAAAACUCGCAGGUCAGAGCUGCCUCGGCUAUGGGCAUGGGGCCCUCAGGGAAGGGUGCCAUCCCAGCACCCCCUGGGAAAGCGGCAUCUACAGCCACCUUGGUCCUGGUGGGGAAGCAAGAGGAGGACUCGGAGAGCAGCAGCGAGGAGUCAGACAGCGAGCGGGAGGCGCCAGCCCAGGCAAAGUCCUCAGGAAAAAUCCUCCAGGUCAAAUCUGCCACAGGUCCCGCCAAGGGACCCCCUCAGAAGACAGGGCCUGUAGCCACCCAGAUCAAGGUCGAAAGGUCGAAGGAAGACUCAGAGAGCAGCGAGGAUGAGUCGGAGAGUGAGGAGGAGGUGCCUGCAGCCGUGACUCCAGCCCAGGCAAAACCUGCUAUGAAAACUCCUCAGACCAAGGCCUCCCCAACGAAGGGCUCCCCCGUGACCCCCGCGUCUGCCAAGGUCCCCGCAGCGCGAGUGGGCACACCAGCCCCCUGGAAAGCAGAAGCAGUGACUUCACCAGCCUGCGCAUCGUCCCCAGCUGUGGCCAGGGGCACCCAGAGGCCAGAGCAGGACUCUUCAAGCAGCGAGGAGUCCGAGAGUGAGGAAGAGAAAGCUCCUGCUGUAGCAGUGGGACAGGCAAAGUCUGUGAGGAAAAACCCCCCAGCGAAAGCUGCCUCUGCGCCCACCAAGGGGCCAUCAGGGCAGGGGAAUGCCCCACUACUCCCUGGGAAGGCAGGGCCUGCAGUGGCCCAGGUCAAAGCUGAGAUGCACGAUGACUCAGAGAGCAGUGAGGAGGAAUCCGACAGUGAGGAGGUGGCAGCGACUCCAGCACAGGUGAAGCCCUCAGUGAAAACACCUCAGACCAAAGCCAGCCCAGCUUCUGCCAGGGCGGCUUUAGCCCCAGGGCCAUCAUCAGCUGUCAGAAAAGUGGUCACUGCAGCUGCUCAAGCCAAGCAGGGGUCCCCAGCCAAGGUAAAGCCACCAGCAAGAACCCCCCAGAGCAGUGCCAUCUCGGUGAGGGGCCAAGUGUCUGUGCUAGCGGGAGGAAAGGCAGAUGCCGCAGCAGACAGGGCCCAGCCGGGGCCAGUCAGGGGCUCACAGGAGGACUCGGAGAGCAGCAGUGAGGAAGAUUCGGACAGCGAGGGGGCGGCACCGGCGCCGGCACAGGCAAAGCCCCCAGGGAAGACCCCCCAGCUCAGAACUGCCUCAGCCCCCACCAAGGGGUCCCCCAGAAAAGGGGCUGCCUCAGCACGCCCUGGGAAGACAGGACCCACAGCCACCCAGGUGGGGAAGCAGAAGGAAGACUCAGAGAGCAGCAGCCAGGAGGAGUCAGAGAGCGAGGGGGCAGCGCCCUCUCAGGCAAAGCCCUCAGGGAAGACACCCCAGGUCAGAACGGCCUCAGCCCCCACCAAAGGGUCCCCCCAGAAAGGGGCUGCCCCAGCACCCCCUGGGAAGACAGGACCCACAGCCAGCCAGGCUGCGAAGCGGGAGGAGAACUCGGAGAGCAGCAGUGAGGACGAUUUGGACAGCGACGGGGUGGCGCCCGCUCAGGCAAAGCCCUCAGGGAAGACCGCCCAGGUCAGAACUGCCUCAACCCCCACCAAGGGAUCCCCCCGGAAAGGGGCUGCCCCAGCACCCCCUGGGAAGACAGGACCCACAGCCACCCAGGCUGGGAAGCGGGAGGAGAACUCGGAGAGCAGCAGUGAGGAGGAGUCAGACAGCGAGGGGGCAGUGCCGGCAGCUGUGACACCAGCCCAGAAGGAGGGUGCUUCCCAAACUGCCAGAAGCAAGACCCUGGGCCCAGCACUUCCGGAGAAGAAGGCACAGGGGUCCUCGGAGAGCAGUGAUGAGGAGCUGCCCGCAGGCCAGGUGAUUAAAUUCCCUCUGAUUUUUGUCGACCCUAAUCGUAGUCCAGCUGGCCCAGCUGCUACCCCCGCACAAGCCCAGGCUGCGAGCGCCCCGAGGAAGGCCCAGGCCUCGGAGAGCACAGCCAGGAGCUCCUCCUCAGAGAGCGAGGAUGAGGACGUGGUCCCCGCUACGCAGUGCUCGACUCCUGCUGUGAGAACCAAUGUGGUGAGCGUGCCCCCGGCCAACCCACGGACAGCCCUCCGAGCCGGCGCCGUUGGGGCCAGCAGCGGUGAGGAGGCCGGCCCGGCGUCGGAAGGCAGGAAGCAGGAGGCGCAGGUGACAAAGAAGAACCCAGCUCAUCUCCCGCUGACCCAGGCCGCCCUGAAGGUCCUUGUCCGGAAAGCCAGUGAGGCCCAGCCUCCUACUGCGAGGACCCCAUCUUCAAGUGGGGUUGACAGCGCUCUGGGAACUCUCCCUGUGACGAGUCCCCAGAGCACCCCUGUGCCAGCCAAAGUGACCAACAGGCUUGGAAAGCCCAAGGUUCCUGAGGUCCAGCGGGCCGUGGCCACUUCCUUGGGACGCCCCAAAGCCAAGGCCUCUGGGACUUCAGAUGACAGUGAGGACAGCAGCAGCUGCUCUUCAGGGAGCAAGGAGGAUGCUGAGGCGACCCAGAGGCUGGUAGGUGCAGCCCUUUCCAGGAGGGAGACCUUGGUGGAGGAGACCACAGCAGAGUCCAGCGAGGAGGAGGCAGUGGCGCCUUCCCAGUCUCUCCUCUCAGGUUAUGCAACCCCUGGGCUGACUCCCGCCAAUUCCCAGGCUUCAAAGGCCACUCCCAGGCCAGACCCCAAACCCUCAGUUUCCUCUACUCCGGCUACCAAAGAUGCCCUAGACGGCAAGCGGGAAGUGGAGCCCCAACAACCAGCUGCCACCAUGUCCCCUCAAACAGGCAGAAGAGACCCUGGCACCACACCUCAGAAGCCCAGGAAGGGGGCUGGGAGCCCCCAAGCCUCAACGCUGGCACUGCAGAGCGACAUCACUCGGCGCCUCCUGAGCGAACCCUGGCCCCUGAGCGAGGCCCAGGUCCAGGCGUCGGUGGUGAAGGUCCUGACAGAGCUCCUGGAGCAGGAAAGGAAGAAGGCCGUGGAUGCCGCCAAGGAGAGCAGCAGGAAGGGCCGGGCGGGUCGCAAGCGGAAGCUGUCGGAAGACCAGCCGGCUGCCAGGACCCCCAAGAGCAAGAAGAAGAAGCAGCUCGCGGCCGGGGAGGUUGGGGAGGGUGCUGUUUCCCCAGAAAAGGGCCCCAGGACUCUCAAGGGGAAAUCCAAGAAAGACAGAGCAAGUGGUGACAUCAAGAAGAAGGAGAAGGAGUCUCUUGGCCAAGGGGCCAAGGAGAAGCCAGAAGGGGAGCCGGCGAUGGUGUCAAUUGUGGGUGAAGACCCAGGCAACCCAAAGAGCAAGAAGGAGAAGAAGAAAACUGACAAGAGAAAAAAAGACAAGGAAAAGAAGGAAAAGAAGAAGAAAGCAAAGAAGGCCUCCACCAAAGCUCCUGACUCACUAAUCCAGAAGAAAAGGAAGAAAAAGGUAGAAAGAAGGCGGCAGAGCAGACUGUCUGAGGGGCACAAAGCGGCAGGGAUUUCUCAGACAAGCAGUGACCAGCCCCACGCCUCUGCCCACCAUGGGUUGGAACUGAAUUUGUGACUUCCCCUCCCUCUCCAGAAGAAGACAGCUAGCCACACUGUCCGCUCUGGCUGAGCCAGUGAGCCCUGCAGAGAGGCUGGUGCCGGGAGGAGGAAGUGCCCCCCGCUCCCGUGACCUGCACUCACUGACGCCGCGCCUGACCCCCUCGCGACACACAACGCUUCGUAUAGAUGUGUACAGUAUAUAUAUAUUUUUUUAAGUGAUCUGCCCCUCGCCCCUCCAGCCCAACCUGCCCCCUCAGCCCCCUCCGGACUUUCCACCUGUCUGGCCUGCAGACCCAGCGAGGCCCAGCCUGUGGCUCCUUCCAUGUCUUUGGUCUCCAGCUCCUGCUGAGGCCUUAUCCUCCGUUUGUGAGUUCUUCCCCAUUUUGUUUGUGUUUUUCUUUUUUUGUAAGAACUCAGAAAAUAAAAGACUUGAAGGAAAGGUACAAGUUCCUGGUACACUGGGGCAAACGUUUUGCAGUUGACUUAUUCUUGGAAGGGAGAGUCUGGCUGAUAGUCGGAGCAGAACAAACAUCACUCAGGAUUUGUUCUUGACUGCGUAUCGAGGCUGUGGACACCAUAGGGAGUGGGACAGUUUGCCAGAGAAGGAGACUCUGAAGUGCCCAGGGUGCUGAAUUGGGGUGGGGAAGGCUUCCUGGAGGAGGUGGCAUCUAAGCUAAGGGGGAGCUCAAGCAUGGUCAUGGUUGGUUUCCAGAUGCUGGGGUAGGCCAGGCAAGAAAUGGAAGGAGGCUUUCCGAGCCCCCUUUUGAAGUUAGGCCUGAGCUAGGGCAGGCCCUCUUGAGGUACCUGGUGGAGAAUAGCUGUGGCAGGCACAGUAGAAGCAGGAAAACCAGUUAGGACUGAGUUGCCCUCAUGUCCGGGUAACAAAGGGGCUGUGAUGAUGAAGAGAAGUGGACAAACUUGAAGAUGUGUCAGGGUGAAGUCUAGGGCCGUGGUGAUAGCCAGCAGUCAGAGGCCCAGAGCCAUGAAGAGCACCAGAGGCCGUGGAGAUCCCCUCCGAGGCUGUUAGCCUUCUGCUAGAGACAGCAGGAGGCCGUGUGGAGAGAGCGCUGGGCUGGAGGGCUGGAGACCCAGCUUUGCACCCGGCCCUGCCCUCCUCCUGGGGAGCCUCGCUCUCCCGUAAGCGUUGGUCUACAAGAGGCUGCAGGGUAGUGUUCUCUUGGGCUUCGUUGACCCACAGUAAGUCUUUAUACUUAGAAAUGGAGCACGAUUUCACUGAACUUCUUCACUCUGGGCUCCUCUUAAAGUCAAGAAGCCUGCCAGCAGGGGCCUCUGCUCCAUCCUGACAACAGCCGGCUGGGCCCCUGUGUCGUUGCUGUUGGUCGUCAUGCUUGUACUGUUCUUAGGAGAGGUGGAAAUGGGGACGUGGGACAAUGGAAGCUGGACCCAGAGGAGCUUGAGCUUAAAAAACUAUGGGCAAGAGCCUAUUUCUUUUUGAAAGUAACCAGUGUUCCUCUGUGUUAAAUGUGGAAAUCAAGUGUGUCUGUGUCUGAAGUCUACAAGCCCCGCAGCCCGGUCCCCCAGGCGUCUGUGUUUGGGUUCCCUGGACUGCAUUCUCCCACCCAGAGCACUGGGUUCAAGGUCUUCAGUUACCUCCUUGGGGUAAAUGACCCAGAUCCCAACAGAACAGCCAGGAGCCAGAAAUGGUCUACUUACUACCUUUUAUUCUUACAGGAGCCGCCACCCUAGGGGCUGGUGACAAGCUUGCUGAGCAGAGGGAACUAGGGGUUGGCGGAGAGUGAGGAGGGGUUGUGGGUGGAGAGGCUGGUUCUUCCUGGCCGAGUGAUGCUGGGGACAGAAAGGGUGGCUCAUCCCCCUAGUUAAACAGGCUGGAAUGCUGAGGCCAAAAGCCAGAGGGGAGG